Molecule: messenger RNA, 267 nt
Organism: Puccinia triticina
Lineage: Eukaryota; Fungi; Basidiomycota; Pucciniomycetes; Pucciniales; Pucciniaceae
Exons: 2
Coding region: 1-267 (88 amino acids)
Source: RefSeq, a predicted model, not a curated record
AUGCCACUUGCCACACAGCCAAUGCAUAAACUUGAUUUGGAUUGCCAGACAGUAGAGAGCAAGACACCCAACACACCAACUCGCAAAACCUCGAAUGCCUUGGCACGAUAUCCGGUAAUUGCAUCAUGGUCGAUCGCCUUCGAGGAUCCAUCAAAUACCCCAGCAGAACACGAGCGCUCCUUCAAAAAGGACCAGAAACCAUCAAAGUUUUUACCUGGCCUGGCGCAGAGGUCGGUCAUGUCAGCCGACCACUAUUGGACGUUUUGA